GCUGGACACCAACUAUACCCCCGGUUCUUCCUUCCGUGCAUUUGAUUGGAGCAGAAGGAGGAAGACCUGCCGGUCGGUUUUCACCCAAUUGGUUGUGUGGUUUGGGUACGUCCCGCCUAGCGCGCUGCGAUUGGUGGCGUCCUGCGUGGCCGGCUCCUGAGAGGCUGAGGCGACGACUUGAGCACCGCCCCCUUUGGCUGGGGUCUCGCAAUCUCUGCCUCCGAGCUCUCAUUCGGACAGCUGCUACCGCAGCGAACACAGCGGAGCCUGCGGGAUGGCGUCGGGCGAGGGCGGGGCCGCGUCGCUGCCCCCGCCCUCUCCCUCCUUGCACGGUCCCCUCCCUGGCCCGGAGCGCGCCUUGGAAGAAGCGGCGGCUUCGGGCAGCCUAAGCCUGGCUGGACGGCGCCUGAGGCACUUCCCCGGAGGAGCAGCCCGGCGCUGGGACCUCAGCGAUACCACGCAAGCGGACCUUUCCCGGAACCGUUUCACGGAGGUGCCUGAAGAUGCUUGCUGCUUGAUGUCCCUGGAAGGGCUGAGCUUGUACCACAACUGUUUGCGCAGCAUCCCUUCAGCCAUCGCCAACCUCCAAGCCCUCACCUACCUGAACGUCAGCCGGAACCAGCUGACUUCCCUGCCCCCAUGCCUCUGCCUCCUGCCCCUCAAAGUCCUCGUUGCCAGCAAUAACAAGUUGGCAUCCCUGCCUGACGACAUCGGCUCCCUCCGCAGCCUUCGCCAACUGGAUGUCAGCAGCAAUGACCUGCAGUCCCUCCCGGCAAGCAUGGGUGGCCUGGAGUCUCUUCGGGACCUCAACAUUCGGAGGAACCAAAUUGCCAUCCUGCCCGAGGAGCUGGCAGAGCUGCCCCUGGUGCGGCUGGACUUCUCCUGCAAUCGUGUUGUCCGCAUUCCCGCCUGCUACCGUCACUUGCGGCACCUGCAGUCCAUCCUCCUUGAGAACAACCCCUUGCAGUUCCCUCCUGCGCAGAUCUGCUUGAAAGGCAAAAUCCACAUCUUCAAAUACCUCAACAUUGAGGCCUGUAGCAAGGCCAGGUCGGACCUGGCAGAGUUUGCUCGAGGAAUCCGCCCGGCCGGCUUUGGAACGUGCCUCCCAGACGACUUCUACCCUGUGCGGCACUAUGGUGGCCUCGACUCAGGCUUCAACAGCGUUGACAGCGGAAGCAAACGGUGGUCAGGGAACGAGUCCACAGAUGAGUUCUCGGACCUCUCCUUCCGCAUUGCUGAGCUGGCCCGGGACCCCAAGCAGCUGAGGGAGAAGCGCAAUGGAGCAGCUGAUGCUGCUGAUCUGGAACAGAUCGACUAUAUUGACAGCAGCGUCAAUGGGGAGGAAGAGGAAGAGGCGGCAGCAGCAACCCCACCAGGGGUGCCAGGGGCCAAGCCAGAGAGCAGCUCCCAGGGGACGGCAUCCACUGAGGAGUUCCAGAAGGCCAGGAAGAGCUGUUCUUUUCAAAAAUCUGGUGCUGCAGAGCAAGGCCCAACUGGCAGGGCCACCCUGCCAAGACCAGAGCCGUUUGGCGAGGAGCGCCGUCGCCCAGAUCUCUUGCAGCUGUGGCAGGAGAGGGAGCGCCAGCAGCAGCAGCGGCCCCUGUGGAGCCAGGGGGCAGAGAAGCGAGAGAGCAGCCUGGUGGAGAGCAGCAACAGCGGCCUCUCCCAGCUGAAGUAUCGGAGCCAGGGACCUGAGCAGCUAGCUGGCUCCCCCAGGCAGCGCUCUGCAGAUCCUGCUCACUCCCAGAAUUUGACUGUUGCCCACCCUUCAUCCCGUGGUGAGCCUGGCUCCGGGCAGAAACCAUAUAGCUUCCUUUUCCGCUCCUCAUCACGAAACAGCGUCCAGCGGGGGGGCACUGGUGCCCUCUCUCCUGAUCUCUCCCCUUCCGAGCUCAACAACCACUUGAGGGCGCGCACUGGUUCGCAGGCCCUGGACGAGAGAGAGCUCACUAUUCAGCUGCGUAAGGCAAUUGAGUCCCAGCUGAACAUCACCCUGGCCGAAGACUUGGGUGAGGCACUGGCCAACGGGGUAGUCCUGUGCCAGCUGGUGAAUCACCUGCGCCCACGAUCUGUGCCCUUCAUCCACGUGCCCUCACCUGCUGUGCCCAAGCUGAAUGCUGUCAAAAGCCGGAAGAAUGUGGAGAGCUUCUUGGCUGCCUGUCGCCAGUUGGGGAUCUCAGAGGUCUCUCUUUGUUCCGCCUCCGAGGUCGCCCUCCUCCUGCAAGGCAGUGUCCGUGGCUUGCUCCUCCUCCUUGAGGCCCUGCUGCCGCCGUUGCUGCCGCCACCACCACAGCUCCAUCCCGGGGCAGAGAGGCCUCUUGCCCCCCCCGCAGCUCUCUCUGAGCCGCUUGCUGGCUUUGGCGUCUUCUAUGUCGUCGUCAUGCUGCUGCUGUACUUGGCCUAUCGCAACCUCUGCUGCUGUUGAGCGGGGGUGGGGAGGAGGAGAGGGGCUUCCUCAGCUGCGGCUGCCGCCUUGCGGGAUCAGGUCCCUUGGGUGGGGCCUGGCCCAGUGCUGGAGAUCCCCCUCCGUCCCCCCACAACCCCACAUGUUGGCUUGUCCUUCCUGCCUUGACUUCCAGGUCAGGCUUUUGCACAGACUCCACCCUAAAGGGGUACAGGGUGAGGUUAGCAAUGCAGUUGGGGGGGGAAUCUCUUUUUCUCGUGGGGCCCAUGAAGCCAGCACACUCUCAUUGCCAUCUCCCCACCACAGUUGCCCAAAGUGAGCCCUUCCUUCCUUCACCAGUCUGAAGGCAGCCUCCCCCCCCCCGUAGGGCAGGCACUUGUGCUGGCAGAGCCCUGACUUGGUGCCGUGCAGCUCCUGCCCACCUCGGCUUCCCCACCUCGGCUGUGCCUUGUUCCAUAGCAGAGGUCUCCCCCUCUCCAUUGUGCGUGCACAUAAACCGCCUUGCACUAAUCCACGAGUGCCUGCCAUGGGUAUCUGUGCACACGUGGUGGGUAUGUCAAGUGGCUGUGGCGAGGGGCACCAGUAUAGCCCUGCACACACCCUCCCACCUGGCAGCCUGAUGAAUCCCUUGCCCACUGCUUACAGCAAGAGCAGGGCCCUUCAACACUCCGGCGGCCUCACGCCUUUCGUUGCUGCUGCCACCACACACGCCUCUCCUGCGGGAUUCAGAACUGCCAAAUAAUUUGCCUUUGCCCUUCUGGCCAAGAGUUGUUGCCCCCUCCCCUGCUUUGGGAAAAUCUUCUUUGCAGACACUGCAGGCUUCUCCCAGCAACUUGAGGAACUCUGCCCCAAAGUGAGGUGCGAGGGGCUUCCCAGUUCCCUUCCACCUCCUAGAGGAGUGUCUGUUCUGGUCCUUUGGGGGGGGGGCUUCCAGGCAGGUGAAUCCAAGACAUUUCUAGGUUUGGGGACUAAAUACUUGCAGCCUUCCCAGGGACCCUCUGGUGAGUCAGUCACACUGCACUUGUCAUAAUAGCCGUGUAGUUCUUGGCUACCUGGGAAACAUUUUCUGAAUCUUUGCAACUUUCACUACUCUGAACUCCCCCUCCCCCCUUUUGGUGCCACGGGGUGUGUGUGUGGCUGCCUGGAUGCAGAGUUCCUCCCUUCAUGUACAUGUGCACUUUCCAGAGGUUCACUGAGACAGCUGCGGGGAGGGAGGAGGAUUCUGUAUGGGGAAACGACGUUACUUCCACAUGAAAGAAGUAUUUAGCUGUGCUUGGCUGGGAACACUGUCCCCUCCAUGAUACUUCUGGUAUGGUAGGUUCUUGGAAGUACGCGGAGGGCCUUAAAAAGCCAGUUUUAACAGAAAUGCCUUAAUUCAGGGCAAAAGUGACUUUCUUCCCCAUCCUGGGGGUCUUUAGUCUGGAUUCUGUUCUCAAAUUUUAGCCCCUUUCUAGUCUCACUCCCCAUUUGCUGCCUUAAAUAUAUUAAAUUAUACAUAUAUAUUUUAUAUGAAUAUAUAUAUAUAUAUUUGAAGAGAAUUAUGGAAUAUUGUAAAGAUUUUGUCUUUCUAAGCAUGUACAGAAUUGUAAAUAUUUUGUGUUCACUAUUUAUCAUCUUCUACCUCAGAGGGUAGAAAAUUCCUUCUAAAGGGCUCCAGUGAUUUCCCUCAUUCUUUUUGGCUGUACAUUCUCAUUUUGUGUGUUUCUGCUUUUGUUGUGCUCUUCUCUCCAGAGGUGGCUCCUACGUUUGAGGUUUUUUCCUUGUUUCACUUCUGUACAUUGUAAAAUAUCAAGAAAAAAAGAUUUUUCCCCAAAAGACA
Molecule: messenger RNA, 4223 nt
Organism: Rhineura floridana
Lineage: Eukaryota; Metazoa; Chordata; Lepidosauria; Squamata; Rhineuridae
Gene: LRCH4
Product: leucine rich repeats and calponin homology domain containing 4
Exons: 18
Coding region: 275-2425 (716 amino acids)
Molecular function (GO): protein binding
Source: RefSeq, a predicted model, not a curated record